This is a messenger RNA of Brassicogethes aeneus, 1778 nucleotides long. The record is from the annotation of a GenBank genome assembly. Lineage: Eukaryota; Metazoa; Arthropoda; Insecta; Coleoptera; Nitidulidae.
AAUUUCUAGUAAACUUUUAGGCCCUCAUCAAAAUUAUCAGUUAAUUUAAAAAUGUACAACAACUACGACGUUUGCCCGCAGUUGCCAUGGAUGGUGGAUUUUCACGCCACAGACCCAAGCAAGCAUAAAAACCAACUUGCAGCGGCAUUCGCACCUAAAGCCCUACAACAUUUAGCGCUACUGGACUGCCAAGCCAAACCCUCGAAGUUUAAGGCCACCAAAAUAUUGGCCACCAUAACCAACGUAGCACAGUGUAAUACGAUAGAGUCCCUGUGCCAAAGCGGUUUGUCCGGUGUGAGAAUGGUGUUUGAGAAGUUUGAAACUUGGAAAGAGAAGAGGUUGGCUGAAGAGAUGGUGUCCAAAGUGAAGGUUGUGAAUGAAAAUUACAGCAAAAAAAUUGGACGUGUUAAUCCGCUAGUUGUGAUGAUGGAUAUACCCUGCCCAAAAAUCCACAUCGGUACCAAAAGAGAGGAGUUCAAAAGAGAUGCACUAAUAGAGAAAAUGUGUACUACCAUACUGAAAAAUGAUCCUGGAAAUCAUAAAAAAUAUUCAAUCGUUUCCAACCGUACAACCGACGAGAAGUUGGCCAGUUCUGUAGAACCGGAAUAUCAGGUGAAAUUCGAUGAUAGAUUGGUGCCAUAUUCAACCAUCAAAAUAGUAGAAAGCGUGGUUGAUUGUAUAGUCCAAGACGCUGCAGAUAUAUUUUUAGAAGAACCCACAAAUGUACCUGACCAAGAAAUGAACGAGUUCACCGUAGAGGGUGAACAAAUGAUCAAAUUCGCCUCAAAAAACAAUAUAGAUGUCGUUAUUUUAUCCAAAGUUCAAACCAAAAGAAAUGUGACGAACACGAAAAAGCUGUUGCAUUGUAAUAAAGCCGAGCACAUUUUGAUUAUACCGAAAAUCGACAACGCUAUUGCAUUGGACAAUUUCGAUGAAAUUCUCGAAGAAUCAGACGGUAUUUGCUUAGAUUGCGGUCAGCUUAUGCUGGAGAUUCCACGCGAGAAAGUAUUUCUGGCACAAAAAUCCAUCGUCGCCAAAUGCCAAAAUAAAAGGGGUAAGGUUGUAAUUGUCACCACUGAAGUGGUUGACCAUAAAUCGUUCAGCAAAAGUGAAAUAUGUGAUCUAGCCAAUUCCAUUAUAGAGGCGAUCGAUGGUUUACUAUUAUCAGACGAAGCAACGACUGUUAAUAGCAUUAAAAACCUCACCAAACUAUGUAAAGAGGCUGAGCCCGCCAUAUACCACAAACAGUUGUUCAAUGAUCUAACAGACGAGCUUUCUCUGGUGGAGCCAAUCUACUCCCUCGUAAUGUCCACUGUGAAUUUAUCUUUAAAAUGUAACGCUUCCGCAAUCAUUCUUACAACCUCCUCAGGAAGGACUGCCAAGUUACUAUCAAUGUUUAGACCACGCUGCCCAAUCGUAGCAAUAACCAGGCACAGAAGAGUUUGCAGACAACUGCAACUCUUCAGAAGCGUACAUCCAGUUCUAUAUACCAAACAAUACCAAGGAGAUUGGCUGGCGGAAAUCGACGAUAGACUUCAGCUUGGUGUCACCUACGGGAAAUUAAAUCGGUUUAUUUAUGGCGAAGACGUCGUUGUGACUGUAUCUCCAGUGAGACCAGAUUCUGGGUUCACCAAUAACGUUAGAGUUUUUUUUGCUUCCUACUUCGAUGACUCCAACAGAGUAUCAAAAGGAAGUCUAUAUUCUAUUAAACGUUAAUGUUAUGUUGUUGAUGUUUUGUUUAAUAUUUGUACAGUUUGUUAUUAAUAAAAGUAAACGAG